Molecule: messenger RNA, 666 nt
Organism: Pollicipes pollicipes
Lineage: Eukaryota; Metazoa; Arthropoda; Thecostraca; Pollicipedomorpha; Pollicipedidae
Exons: 5
Coding region: 139-666 (175 amino acids)
Source: RefSeq, a predicted model, not a curated record
UUCCUCUACAUGCAGGUUAGUCGUAAAUACUUUGUGCAGGGAUGGGUUUCACGUUGGGUUAUGAGAGGAUAAAAUCAAGGCACAUUUUGCAAGAUCUAAAUUGGUGAAGCAGGACACUACCCAAGUGGUGACUUCAAUAUGGAGACAAAGCACAGGAGGGGAUCAAGGCUAGGCCAGUCAACACCCAGCUUUAUUGACUUGACCUGUGACAUUGACUCUGACAGCUCUGAAGAUGAUGUCCUUUUUGUUGGGGAGGAACUACCUGUUGUUCAAACUCCAACAGGGGCCGUGGAGAUGCUGGCAGACCAGCCAGACCCACAACAGAUCACAGCCGCGCCGGCCGCCACCACCGACCACUCGCGCAACGUGGCCGAAGCCGAACUGGAGCGCGACAUCUGCGCCUUUGCCGUCGAGCCGGACGAGCUGCAAGUGCACGUGAGCACGCAGGGCGCUCGGGCGCUGCGGCCCAGCGUGUCGCGGCGCCUGCGCCAACUACGGCGCACCUAUGACGAGCUGGCGGCGCGCGUGGCCGCGCUGCCGGGCGGCCGCCGACGCCGCUUUCAGUCGCUGCUGCGGCCGAUCUGCGCCGACCUGGACGCCGUGUACGUUAUGCAAGUGGUGGCGCAAGACGAGGGCAACGCGCUCGCGGCCGCCACGCCGCACUAG